AUGUCAGAUAUAACGAUCACUGUCAAAUCAUCAGGUGAUAAGAAAUAUGAAAUAUCUUUCAAUCCUUCAAUUACAAUACUAGAUUUAAAAAAUAAAAUUGAAGAAAAAUCAUCAAUUCCUUCAUCAAGUCAAAGAUUAAUUUAUUCAGGUAAAGUUUUAAAAGAUGAUCAAACUGCUGAAUCUUAUAAGAUUCAAAAUGGUCAUACUAUUCAUUUAGUUAAAAGUGCUAAUGCUUCAACAUCAUCUUCAUCUUCUACACCUGCAGCUAAUUCUUCAACUACUUCCACCACUAAUCAAAAUCAAACUUCAUCUCAGCAAUCUCAGCCAUCUGUUCCUUCAAAUAUAGCUGCAGGUCAAGGAUCAUUUAAUCCAUUAGCAGAUUUAACUGGUGCACGUUAUGCAGGAUAUACUCAAUUACCUUCUGCUUCAAUGUUUGGACCAGAUGGAGGAAUGAAUUCAAAUUUACCAGAUCCUGAACAAUUAAAUUCAAUGUUAUCAAAUCCAAUGUUUCAAGAACAAAUGAAUUCAAUGUUAUCAAAUCCUCAAAUGUUAGAUUUUUUAAUUCAACAAAAUCCUCAAUUAAGAUCAAUGGGUCCACAAGUUAGAGAAAUGAUGCAAAGUCCAAUGUUUAGACAAAUGUUAAGUAAUCCUGAAAUGUUAAGAUCUAUGAUGCAAAUGCAACAAGGUGGUGCUGGUGCAGGUGAAUUUGGUAAUAUUUUUGGUGGAGGUGCUGGUGCAGGUGCUUCUUCAUUCCCUGCUCCUGGUGCAAAUCCAACAACUGAAAAUAUUACAAAUAAUGAAGAGAAUAAUUCAACUGCUCAAACUAAUAAUAGUCAACAAACAACUAAUCCGGCAACUAAUCCAGCUGCUAAUCCAUUUGCUGGAUUAUUUGGAGGAAUGCCACCAAUUGAUCCCUCUGUGUUAUUUGGUGGUGCCGGUGCUGGUGCUGGUGCUGGUGCUCAAACAACUCCACAAGAUAAUAGACCACCAGAAGAAAGAUAUGAACAACAAUUAAGACAAUUAAAUGAUAUGGGAUUUUAUGAUUUUGAUAGAAAUGUUGAAGCUUUAAGACGUACUGGUGGAAGUGUACAAGGAGCAAUUGAAUAUCUACUAUCACAUGUUUGA
Messenger RNA from Lodderomyces pseudojiufengensis, 1125 nucleotides. Its product is annotated as ubiquitin domain-containing protein DSK2. The coding region runs from base 1 to 1125 and encodes 374 amino acids. NCBI's taxonomy places the organism in Eukaryota, Fungi, Ascomycota, Pichiomycetes, Serinales, Debaryomycetaceae. The transcript has a single exon. Gene Ontology annotation, biological process: ubiquitin-dependent protein catabolic process. Gene Ontology annotation, cellular component: cytosol. The record is from RefSeq and is a predicted model, not a curated record. Gene Ontology annotation, molecular function: polyubiquitin modification-dependent protein binding.